This is a messenger RNA of Drosophila nasuta, 1710 nucleotides long. RefSeq names its product crossover suppressor on 2 of Manheim (gene c(2)M). Bases 76 to 1710 code for a protein of 544 amino acids. The transcript has 8 exons. NCBI's taxonomy places the organism in Eukaryota, Metazoa, Arthropoda, Insecta, Diptera, Drosophilidae. Gene Ontology annotation, molecular function: protein binding. The record is from RefSeq and is a predicted model, not a curated record.
AGGGAUGUAUAAUUCUACCGUUACUUCAUCCCACUUUUUCAUGAAGUCGGGAAAUCAAAAAUGAAUUAAUUAAUAAUGGCGCUGAAACACUAUAACUUCAGCUUGCAAGAAAGUAAUAAGUUGUUGCGACCAUGUUGGGUUGCCGGCCAAUACAAAUGGGCUACAACUCAAUCUGCCAAGCAUUUGGCACUGGAUGAAAUUAGAUUCGCGAACGUUGUCAACUGUUGUAAACAAAUUAAGGACAUAAUAGAACACAAUCAGAACAGGGAUGAUGUAAAUGAAUUAUGCAAAAGAAGUGUGGCUUUCUCCGACAUUGCUCGCCUUACUUUUGGUGUCAGCUUCAUAUACAACCAUCAGGUGUCCUCACUGCUGAACGACACCAAACGUUUGCUAGAUCAAAUUAAGGGCACCAACUUUCCAUUCGACGAUGUCGUAGCGGCUUCCUCUUCGACACGUGCUUCUUCGAUUUACGUGAGGCGUAAACGCAAGCAAGUGAUCUCUAGAACCGUCUGUGUGUCGAAACGUGCCAGAAUUGCGAGUCCACAGCUAUUGGACGAAGAUCAUAUGGAUUACUAUAGAAAUAUGCUAAAUGAAUCGCAAUUUUGGUCCGACGAGAAUCAACUGUUUAACAUUAAGCAGGCUAUUUUUACAACCGAGCAAUAUAUUAGCAUCACUGAGAAACUGACAGUAGCUGAGUUCGAUGUAGCAGAAGUCGUAGGGAAUGAUGGCUUUGGCGAACUUGGUCAGAUGGAUGAGGAAGCGCUUCAACAGUUUCUACCAGUUAGAAAUUCAUUGAAACGCAAAUCUCCCGAAGCUAAUGAAUCAUCAGAGUUAAGUGUCAAAAAACCUACAUUAACAAAUAUUUCUAUCAAUUCGCAAAAUCAGCAUAAUCUGCAAGAACUCCAUCAUUUUGAUGAGAUUGUGGACAAUGUAGCACCAACAGCUGAGGUAUCAACUAUUUAUCCAACUAACUUUAAUUCAUUAAAAUUAAAUCGGCGAAAUUCACGUAAAUUAAAAUUAAAAAUUGAUAAAUAUAUUAAACUUUCGCGUGGAGAAAUCCUUAAGCAUCGAAUGAAAUAUUACGAAGAUUUAGCUAAUGCAAAUACUGUGGAUAAAAAACCAAAAACUUUAAAGCAAUGCUUUACGUUGCUAAACAGCUUUAAGCAAAGUGUCCUUUUUCGAGUUCAGUUGAGCAGUGAACAAUGUGAAUCGGACUGCGAAUACACACUUCGAGCAAUACUUGAUGUCGAUUACAACGAUGCCUUAGCCAGCAACAUUUUAAACGCUGUUCAAUUACCACAACAAUUAGAGAAUUCUUCUCAACCUCCAAUAUUAACGUUAGAUGAACCACAGGACAAUUUACUACUUGCCCUGGAGUUGCAGCCGUUUAGCAACAUCACUAAUAACAACCCAGUCGAGCACAUUAAGUGUGCUGAGCGUAAUGAUUUUGAUUCAUACAGCAUUAUGAUGGAUUUCCUAGCGAUAUGGCGUGAUAAUCCGGACCUAAAGUCAAUUGAUGCUGACAAGUUUCUCAAAUCAUUUCCAGACCGUUUUAAAGCCGCCCUAGCUUUUAGCCAUUUGUUAUCUCUUUCACGUGAUGGCUUCAUUCAGAUCUCAAAAAAAUUGGGAACGCUUGAAAUGGAUGCCAUUGCCUUGGGCCCAGAGUCCAUAAAGCUCAUCGAAAAUGUUUCGGCGAAUAAUCGUAUUUAA